UAAUAAUAAUAAUAAUAAUAUAUCUGUAUCGUGGGUUCUAUCUCACUGGAGCACUACGCUGCUAUGCUAUGGAAGUCCAAAGCAUUAUGGUUCAGUGAAUAGCAAUGGAUCUCUGGUUAUUUAUGGAAGUGAAAAUUAUCAACUAGAUUCAUCAUCAGUUACAGCAUCAGUUUAUGAUAGGAAUGUACUCUGCAACACGUCAGACUUUACUAUUAAAUUAUUACCACUCUAUUCUUUUUCUGGUCUUCGUGUUGAAUAUCCAGUACAAAAAUCGAAUAAUUUUAUUAUCAAAUUUGCAGGAGAUCCUUUCGUCUUGUGCUUAAGUGCAAACACCAAGGGUCUUUCCACUAAUAAUCGAUCAACAUAUUGGAUUAGAUCAAGGGAUGAGCAGAAAAUAUAUCACGAAUCACUAAGUAUCACAAACUGUACAAACUGCUCUUGUUUCAUCAAUGAGCUGAAGAUGACAAAAGGAGAAAAGAGGAUUCAAUCCUUUCUUGCAUUAUAUAGAACUGAUCCUUGUUAUGUAGUACCUAACAAGUUAAUCAGUAUAUUAUAUAUAUCUACGACACAGUCAACAGAUAACAAUAGUGAAUUUUCAUUUCGCUAUACUAACAUGCAUGGAUUUAGACUGCCUUUAGCAAGUGAAGGACAUUUGUUCACAUUAUCUGUUAGAGGUUAUCUAAUGAUUGAUCCAUUGAUUAGUGUAUCACCAGUAAAUCUUACUUUAUCAUAUGAAGAUACCAAUGGCUCUGUAUUGUGUAAUGGAACCACUAGUGUUGGAGAGAUAUUGGAAUGGAAGAGUGCUGAUGAUAUCGAAACAGUGAAAUGGUGUGUGACUAAUGAGUCUUGCAAUUGUAAAGGAAAUGAAUCUGGUACUUAUCAAACGUUAAUUAACAAGCAAAUCAUCCCACUGUCAUCAAGUAACAGUUCAAGUGUACUUCAUACAUUAGUUAAAUUAAUCAUUUGCAAAUCAACAGCUAAUUACGCUUUUAAAAGAUAUUACUGUACUGUCCUAAAUGGAUCUACUCAUGAAUCAGUACUGGUAUCAUAUACUGAUAGACCUACUGAAGAAACUCCCUCCUCCUCUUUGCCCCCAAACCAGCCAACCAGUACUACUGUCCUGUAUGUUUUAUUAACUGUCAGUAUACUACUAUCACUCCUGACAUUGUUUAUCUGUAUUGUCAUUGUCUGCAUCUUCUGCUUAAAAAAGAGGACAAAACAAGAAGAAAUGGUCCAAGUGUUACGUGGUAGAGUUAGUCUCUGUUCACCAACCCUGUACAUGAAGCAGCAAUCAAUAUUGCAUGCUGAUCCCUUGGAGUUUCCUAGAGAAAUGCUUCAUUUUCAAAAUACUAUUGGUGAAGGCCAGUUUGGUCAAGUGUGGAAAGCUCAGGCAGUUGGUAUAGUACCCGAAGAUCCUUCACUGAAUAUUGUUGCUGUUAAAACAUUAAAAGGUGAUGCUGAUUUUAUUGAUAAAGAGGAAUUAUUGGCAGAACUUGAAAUCAUGAAGAACUUGUAUCCACAUCCAAACAUACUCAAUCUACUUGGAUAUUGCACUGUUGGUGGCCCUUGCUAUAUAAUAAUGGAAUUUGCAAUGUAUGGGAACUUAAGAGACUUUCUACGUUCUUUAAAGAAUGUUCACUCAUCUUCUCAAGCCAUCUUUGCUCCUUUUCAGUCAUCAAGUAAUCAUCCCAUGGCUUUAAAUGAAGGACAAACUGUUGAUCCAUGGUCACUGUACAAUAACAUACCAAUCCAUUAUAAUACAGUACUGAAACAACAUUUGAUCAAUACAGAUUACUACAACCAACACAAUAAUGGAAUUGAAGAUACUCAAUUGAUCAAUGCUGAUACUCAAAUGAUCAAUGCUGAUACUCAAAUAGUCAACGCUGAUACUCAAAUGAUCGAUGUUGAUACUCAAAUGAUUCAUGUUGAUACUCAAAUGUCUAAUACUGAUAUUGAAAUGAUUGAUGCUGAUACUCACAUGAUAAAUCACCCUUUGUUAACGGAGAAGGAUAUUUUUAAUUUCUCUUUGCAAAUAUCACGAGGAAUGGAACAUUUACAAUCUCAAAAAUGCAUUCACAGAGAUCUUGCAGCUAGGAAUGUGCUAAUAGCUGAAGGACAGAUACUGAAAAUAGCUGAUUUUGGGCUAGCAAAAGAAUUGUCAAGCAAAGAUUACUACAGAAGACUAUCAUCAGGCAAACUACCAGCAAGAUGGAUGGCUGUAGAGUCAUUAGAUGAUAGACAAACACAUUCACACCAAUCUGACAUAUGGUCAUUUGGUGUUGUGCUAUGGGAAAUAUGCAGCUAUGGCGACACACCUUAUAAAGAUCACGGAAUUGGGAAUACUUUGGAGUCACUUUUACUAUUUAUUAAAAAUGGAGAUAGACUGAAGAGACCGGAAAACUGCAGCACAGACAUGUAUCAGUUAAUGCUUCAGUGCUGGAAUGAUGACCCAAAAUUACGUCCAAAUUUUAAUGAAUUAGUACACAAAUUUGAUAAACUCCUCUCAUUAGCACAUGGAUAUCUACAAAUGACAAGUGAAAACUGAGAAACAACCAAUCAAUCUUUAAAAUAAUUAUUAUAAAAAUUUUAGCGGUAUGAUCUACUGCGCAUGCGUGAAUAUGAAGAACUCCAUUCCGUAUAUCGAGUCCUAUAUAAUUCUAAUUGUACGGAUUAUUUCUUGUGAAAUUUUGAAACACUAAA
Amphimedon queenslandica is the source of this 2700-nucleotide messenger RNA. Its product is annotated as platelet-derived growth factor receptor beta-like. Bases 461 to 2545 code for a protein of 694 amino acids. Gene Ontology annotation, molecular function: ATP binding; transmembrane receptor protein tyrosine kinase activity. Gene Ontology annotation, cellular component: plasma membrane; signaling receptor complex. Gene Ontology annotation, biological process: protein phosphorylation; multicellular organism development; cell surface receptor protein tyrosine kinase signaling pathway. The record is from RefSeq and is a predicted model, not a curated record. The transcript is spliced from 13 exons. NCBI's taxonomy places the organism in Eukaryota, Metazoa, Porifera, Demospongiae, Haplosclerida, Niphatidae.